UCAGCACACCAUUAGAAUCUUCUCGUUGGGCUUUUAUAUUUGAAGGAUGGGUUGAUGAUUCUGCAUUAUUAUCUAAUGAAGAAUCACAUGAUAAUGAACAUGAAGAAACUAAAGAAAUAGAAAAGGAACAAAAGAUGAUGAAGAUAAUAAAAAAACUAUAAAAAUUAAAAUUUCUAAUGAAGAAGAAAUUCAAGAAGAUGAAAUAUCAAAUGAAUAUGCAGAGGAAGAAAAAGAACAAUAAAUGAAAAUGAAUCAAAUGAAGAGCAAAAUGUUUUUCAAAGUAAAGAAGAAGAAUUAAGCCAUGAAAGUGAAUAUGAAGACAGAGAACAACAAGAAGAUAUAUUGGAAGAAGAUAUUACACCAGAAGAAUUUGAUGAUAUUAAUGUGUUAGAAGAAAUAUACAGUAUUAGUACAGAAAAAUUUUCAGAUGAAAAAAAUAUUUUAUAUGAAACAGAUAGUCAAUUUGAUAAAAUAAUAAAAAUGACAAGAAAUAAAGAUGAAAAAUUUGAAAAUUUCGUGGAUAUUCCUGGUGUUAAUGAAAUUAAUGAUGAUAAUUUAGAACCUUUAGAAGAGGUAGAAAACAUAGAACUUGAAGAAUAUGUUAAUGAUAUAGAUAUAAAGCCAGAAAUAGAAGAAAUAGAAGAAGAAUCUGCUAAUGUGGCUAUGAAGUUUGGAGUUGGUGUGGCACUUAUUGUUGCUGCACAUUUUGUCCUUGUGAAACGAUGGAAUAAUGAAGUUAUCUUUGUUCAAAAUCAAUCAAAAUUAAUUUCAUCUGAGAAAAAAAAAUGUGGAAGAAAAAGUAACUCUGAAAAAUAAAUUGAUUAUUCAAGUAGAAAAAUAUGAAACAGGAGAACAAGAUAAAAGUAAAAAAAUAGAAACAAAGGAAUUUAAGGAAGAAAAAAGAAAAAUAGAAAUAAUAAAAGAACAGACUAGUUCACAACAAAAUGAUAAGAUUGAAGAUGAGGAA
This is a messenger RNA of Apis florea (little honeybee), 967 nucleotides long. RefSeq lists its product as uncharacterized. Lineage: Eukaryota; Metazoa; Arthropoda; Insecta; Hymenoptera; Apidae. The record is from RefSeq and is a predicted model, not a curated record.